Girardinichthys multiradiatus is the source of this 4766-nucleotide messenger RNA. RefSeq names its product mucin-5AC-like. Lineage: Eukaryota; Metazoa; Chordata; Actinopteri; Cyprinodontiformes; Goodeidae. The transcript has 12 exons. Bases 45 to 1481 code for a protein of 478 amino acids. The record is from RefSeq and is a predicted model, not a curated record.
AGGACGGCGCAGCACGAGUAAACCUGGAUUAUCACUGUAACAUAAUGGCAUCCCAAAGUCAGCUCUUUCUCCUUACAAACCUGACUGAGAAUAUAACCCUAAUAAGUGCCGGCAGUCACAAGGAUGACAUAUUAUGCACUUUAUGGAAUCAGGGCCGAAACAACAACUGCAGUGAUAAAAAACCUUUUUCUUGCAUCCUCAGAGACUGCCACAACAAAACUGAGCUGGAUGCAAGGUGUAGUCAGAAAACUAAAGGGAAUGACACCAUCUAUUUGUUCCACUUCUGGUGUUUUCUGGCUCAUCUGUCCAAUAAAACAGAGUGUACAAACUUUGGUACUGUAAUCAAAACCAUAGAAAGGAUAUGGAACGCUUUGAAUCCUGAUCAAGCAACUGCAGAAACAACAAAAUCAUCUCCAACAGCUACAUCAACAAUAUCUUCAACAACCACAUGGACAAUAUCUCCAGCAGCCACAUCGGCAAUAUUUCCAGCAGCCACAUCGACAAUAUCUCCAACAGCCACAUCAACAAUAUCUUCAGCAGCCACAUCAACAAUAUCUUCAGCAGCCACAUCAACAAUAUCUUCAGCAGCCACAUCAACAAUAUCUUCAGCAGCCACAUCAACAAUAUCUUCAGCAGCCACAUCGACAAUAUCUCCAACAGCUACAUCGACAAUAUCUUCAGCUGCCACAUCGACAAUAUCUCCAACAGCCACAUCAACAAUAUCUGCAACAGCCACAUCAACAAUAUCUUCAGCAGCCACAUCGAUAAUAUCUUCAACUGCCACAUCGACAAUAUCUCCACCAGUUACAUCAUCUCCACUAGUUACACUGACAACAUCUCCGACAACUCCAUCGACAAUAUCUCCAACAACUAAAUUAACAAUAUCUCUGACAACUAAAUCAACAAUAUCUAUGACAGCUACAUCAACAAUAUCUCCACCAGUUACACUGACAUCAUCUCCGACAACAAAAUCGACAAUAUCUCCGACAACUAAAUUGACAAUAUCUCCAAUGGUUACAUCGACAAUAUCUCCACCAGUUACACUGAUAUCAUCUCCGACAACUACAUCGACAAAAUUUCCACCCAAUUCAUUAACAACAUUUUCACCAGCUACAUUGGCAUCAUCCUCCUCAACACAGUCAACAGCUGCAGUAAUAAAAACAUUGCCAAGUAACCCAGGACAAACAACAGAACUGCAAACAACGGAUGUUAUCACUUGUUCAGCUUGCACUGGCGAUAAGGCUUCUCUAAUCCAUGGGAAACUGGAAUCAGCAACAGGAACAUGGGAAACCAACACAACCAUCAUUUCCUUAGUGCUUUCCGUCUUCAUUAACAUCGUACUGGGAAUCAGCUAUUUCCUACAUAGGAGGAGACACAAGACGCAGUCUAAUCUGGAAUGCAUCAUCCUAAAUUCAUCUACAGCAGCUACCGAAAAAUGCCCUGAGCAGUGCUUACAACCCUCGAAUGAAGGUCUGCUUUAAGAACCAAAAAUAUGACCUCAUUUGUUCAUAGUCUUCACUCACUGGUGGGAAACAAUUGAUUUCCUGUAUGGAAGCAUCAUCUAUUAAGUGUUUUUAACAGAAGGGAAAAACAAGCUUCAAAAGUACUUUGUCCAAAGAAAACAGAAAAUGAAAAAAUGGUGCAGAAAACAGCAUUUUGUCACAAAGUCCGAAGAAGCCUCUAAAAUCAAGUAUGGCAGCACUCCAGUAUCUUGUCCCAGCAAGAUUAUGGGUAACAGAAGUUAUAUCACUCCAUUUUACUAACACUGAGGCAUGUGUGUCUUUUGCUCCUCCUGUGAUACUUUUAAGGUUACUCUAAGCUUAGUGAUGUGAUGUGAAAAGUUGCUGGAAUGGUUACAGGAAGAAGAACCAUAUACUAAAUGUAAUGUUUGAGUACAAACUCGGGUGCACUGAACUGUAUUGGAUUCACCGUAUAGUACCUGGCUGAACUAUUCAUACCUGUUGAACUUUUUCCAAUACUGUCAUGUUGCAACCACAAACCAUAUAUAUUAUUUAAUGUUUAAAGUUGUCAUGGUCUGAUCCACAUGGGGCAAAAACACGUUGCGACUGCUUCAGCUGCUACACAGGAUGGCUGGUCAGCACACAGGCGUGCAGAGCUGCGGUUCAGGCCGUGGGGAAAACUGCUUCAAUUAGGGCUGCCUCUGGAGGCCUCAGAAGAAACGUCAAGCCACGCUUGUCUCAUUACUCACUUUGAAUGAAUGAAUGCUGGAUUAUUUGAGCAGCAGAUCAAAUACUUAACUUGUGAUUGUUUCAAUUGGCCAAUGUUUGAUCGAAGGUUUGUUGUUACUUUGCGUCCAAGGAUUCUUUGAAGGUAGGCCUUAGGCUUGCCGGUGAGUUUAAGACCUACAGCUGACGCGUGGAAUCUCUCCUGUACAACCUCGGUUGAGAGCCGCGUGGAUUAAGACCACCAUGUUGCAACACUGCAAUUUUGUUCAAACAUUGACGUCACGGAGAGUCAGCUAUGACUCCUCUUCUUCUUGGGCUGGGUUAGACGCAAGUUAGCGUGACACUGAAAAGUGUAGAAAAGUUCAAACUGGCCUUAGAUUAAGUGUAUAGUUCAGAGUCCAUGUUCAUCCAUGUUGUAAUCCAUGGCUGGGGUCCCAACAACACCUACACAGAGAAGCAUGCAAUUGUAAAAGUGGAAAUAAAAUGAUUCCCAUAAUAAGAUACUGCUAUAUAUAUAUAUAUUUCAUGUUCAGGAGGGUGCAUUCAGGAUGAUGUACAUUGGUUAUCAGCCGGAUAUUGCAUUUUCCAUGUAGUUGAAUUUUGGUCUUAUUUGACCAAAGCACCUUCUACCAGUUUGCUGUGUCCUCCACAUGGCUAAAAAUUGCCUUUUCAACAAAGGCUUUCUUAUUGUCAGUCUUCCUAAAAGGCCAGAUCUGUAUAGUGCGCAUUUUGUAGUUCUGACUCUUAAAACUGAGCUAUGAAUCUCCGCAGCUCCUUCAAUGUUACCAUGGACCUCUUCGCUGCUUCUCUGAGUUAUCCUCUUGUUGACCAAAACAUUUUCAGCCAUGCCAUAUUCUUUCCAUUUUCAGAUGAUAGAUUGAACAGUGUUCUGGAAGAUGGUCAAAGCUUGGGACAACUUUCACCCCAACUUGUCUGCUGUUAUACUUGGUCCUUAUGAUGCUGUUUGUUUAAGGAUGUUCACCAAUAAAGGGCUUCACCGAGCAGCUUAAAUUCUACUUUGCCUAAAAUAUACACAGGUGGACUUAUACUUUUUUUGUUGCAAAUACAUCAAAAACCAUCCUUCACAAUGAUGCACUUUUCAGAAAACAUUGAUAUUUGUGGUGUAAAGAAUUUCAAAGGGUAUGAAUACCUUUGCCAGGUACUGUGAACAUUCUACAAAGAAAACUUAAAACAUCUAAGUUAACUGAAGAGUGGUGGAUUUAGAAAAAGCUCUGGGUGUGACAAGAUCCCACAAUAUCAGUAUGCCAUGGUGAUCCCUGUAAGUGUAAAGUCUGUCUUGUGAAGCACUAUCCAUUUGUUGUCAGGAUGUGUCUUGAUCUGUUGAUAUAAAUGUAAGCUGUUAUUACAGGCCCCAGACAGACCUGACACACUAUAUCCUGUGUUUUAGACUCCAAUUGGUAUUGACCUAAAUGCUAUUUGAAACUGUAAAAUGCCUCAACUGAUCAACCCAGAACGGAAUUUUCCUGUGCUUUCGUAAAGCCUUUAUUUUGUUUUUUAGAGUCAUCACUUUUUGAGUAGCACAUAGUUAUAAGGACAUAAACACAAUAUAUGGAUUGGUCAAUAUUGAAAUUGGAUAUUCCACAAUGAUAGCAGAUUCUUUAGAAACACAGUUUGUGAUUUCUGAAGGCUUUACUAGAUUUAUGAAAACAAAACAAAAGAAGAGCAACCAGUACUCUGCAUCAUUUUGUGACCUGGAUAUAUUGUUACACCUCUAGAAAGAGCUGAAGCUUAUUUAGUCGAAUUCACGUGAGUGUGUUUACUAUUGGUUGAGGGUGUGGAUGUCAAAUACAGCACCUGGUGAUCUUAAAGCAUUGUGGAAGACGUUUGUAAAUCUGUAUAUAGUAUUUAAAGUUACGGUGUAUUAAAAACACAUUAUUUCAUUUAUAAAGCAUAUACUAUGUCAAAUCUAUACCUUUUCAAAAUUAUGCAUAUAAAAACUAUACACUGUAUAUUUCGAUUAUUUUCUGUUUUUUUAUUUUUAUUUCAUCUGAUGCGUUUGGCUUUGAAGAUUUAUGUAAGCAAAGAAGAAAUAGUUUGAGAAAUACAUUUCCGCCUACACAAGCUUUCUCUGCUGCUUCUCAACUUGUUAUGUCACAUUUUAUCUCACCUGUGAUAUAAAAUCCUAGAAAUUUCAGCAUGGCUGGCUGUGAUAUGGUCAAAUCUGUAGAAAAGCAAAUAUUUAUAUAUAUUACCUUAUUUAUUGUUUUUCACAAAUAAAGAUAUAGGCUGAUGCCUGUAUAUGGAGAUGCAGUUUGAGACAUGCAGCUAGUUUUAAUGGUGUAUUCCAAAGUUGGAAGCCUAACUUAAUUGUCUUUCAGUUGCAAGUCAGACAAUUAGGGAGAUUACUAAUGAGGUUUUGCUAAUUAAUCAGAUUACAUACUAUUAGCACUAUUAUUAAAAGCUACAACCAAAAGCUUUCUUGUCUUUUAUCUGGAUUAAAAUGUGAUGGACCAACCCAAAUUGGAGCAUAACUGUAAAGUGAAAAGACAAUAAGAGAUGGUUAUUCAUUUAGUUUUACAAAUAAAGGUGUAAUAGGUAAGCAUUUGUUGUCAGUUAAGU